Aphidius gifuensis is the source of this 7326-nucleotide messenger RNA. It is a transcript of the gene Pkc98E, whose product is annotated as protein kinase C. Gene Ontology annotation, molecular function: diacylglycerol-dependent serine/threonine kinase activity; ATP binding. Gene Ontology annotation, biological process: protein phosphorylation. Lineage: Eukaryota; Metazoa; Arthropoda; Insecta; Hymenoptera; Braconidae. The coding region runs from base 620 to 2923 and encodes 767 amino acids. The record is from RefSeq and is a predicted model, not a curated record. The transcript has 9 exons.
UUUUUUUUCUCUCCUUCCGCCAUGUUCAGUCCUUCAACCAUAAAUGUGUGUCAAUGUGCGACCGAGAAAAUGCUUUAAUAAAAUAAUCCAGUUAGAAAAAGAACGAUAUAAAUAUAUCUAUAUAUAUUUUCCUUUCUAUUUUUUUUUUUUAAGUGUAUUGGCAAAAAGGCAGACACAAAUGUGUGCUGGGGGGGGUUUACGUAGUGUGCUGUAUUGAGUGUGCACAGUAAGUCGACCAAUCGAGCGAUCAUACAAUAUAGAUAAUAUAUUAAAUAAUAAUAAAUAAAAAACAUACAUAUUAUUAUGUGUAAUUUAAAAAUAACAUUAAACCUAAAUCAAUCAAAUUAAAAACCAACAAGUUAAUCAAUUUUUCAUUUUUAAAUUACAAAAAUCUAUGUUGAAAAAUAUAAAUAUUGUUUUGUUUUUUUCUUCGUUAAAUAAAUUUUGUUUUUGUUUAAUUGUUUAUUUGUGAUAAGUGUUUUUUAAAAAUAUAUAAAAUAACUGGUUAAAUUGUUGAUGGUUUUUGUACGGGCGGACAACAUUAAUGGCUGUCAGUCGACAUUUCAUUUCAUCGAGUAAUAUUCAUCUAGUUUUACUCAUCAUAUAAUUAUUAUAAAAAAUGUUCACCGGUACAGUUAAAGUUAAAAUAUGUGAGGCAACUGGUUUACGUGCAACUGAUAAACAUCGUAAAUUUUGGCAAGAUGCACCACCAAUUAUAGAUCCAUAUGUAUUACUUGAUGUUGAUCAAAAUCGUUUAAAUCGUACAUCAAUAAAAGCUAAAACAUUUCAUCCAGUAUGGAAUGAGUGUUUUACACAUGAUGUACAAUCAGCAAUAAUGCUUGGUUUAACUGUAUUUCAUGAUGCUGCAUUGCCACCAGAUGAUUUUGUUGCUAAUUGUCGUAUACCAUUUGAAGAACUUGUCAGGCGUGAAGAUGAAAUUGCUGAUUUUUGGGUUGACCUAGAACCACAUGGUAAAUUGCGUGUUAGGAUCGAUCUAAAAUGGAGCAAUCAAGAGCAACAAGCAGGAUGUAGUUCUGGUGUUGAGGGUGAUGGUGUUGGUUCUGUUGGUGGUAAUGUUGGUGGUGGAACAUUACCAGCAGGCAAAGAACCACGUGGAUUUACUGAACGUCAAGGUUUUAAUAGACGAAGAGGUGCAAUGCGUCGGAGAGUGCACCAGGUCAAUGGACAUAAAUUUAUGGCAACAUUUUUAAGACAGCCAACAUUUUGUUCACACUGUCGUGAAUUUAUUUGGGGCGUUGGAAAGCAAGGCUAUCAGUGUCAAGUUUGUACUUGUGUUGUUCACAAAAGAUGUCACGGACUUGUCGUUACCAAAUGUCCUGGUAUGAGAGACGAGGACAAAAAGCCUAUGUUGCAGUCAAAUGAUGCUAUUCAAGGACAAAGAUUCAGCGUUAAUGUUCCUCAUCUAUUUGAAGUACAUACAUUUAAACGUUUUACAUUUUGUGAUCAUUGUGGAUCAUUACUUUAUGGAUUAAUAAGGCAGGGUCUUCAGUGCACAGUUUGUAAUUUAAAUGUUCACAAAAGAUGUCAAAAAAAUGUUGCCAAUAAUUGUGGUAUUGAUACAAAAGCAAUGGCUGAAAUAUUAAGUACACUAAAUAUAUCACCAGAUCAACAAUGUAAAACUCCAAAAAUUAAUUACAAAGCUGGAUCAACAAGUAGUUCAUCACAGGGUGGACCAAGUCCUAAUAAAUCAUCAAGAUCAUCAGAUAGUUCACAUCAAUCAAGUGGUAGUGGUGGUGGCGGUGGAGGUGGAGGAGGUGGAGGAGGUGGUGUUGCAGUUGUUGGAGGUGGUGGUGGUGGUGGUGUUAAUAAUCAAUUAAAUAAAUUACCAACACUACCUGAUAUGACACCACAUGAAGAUGAAGAAGCUAGAAAAGUAACACUUGAUGAUUUUAAUUUUAUAAAAGUACUUGGUAAAGGUAGUUUUGGUAAAGUUAUGCUUGCUGAAAAAAAAGGUUGUUCAGAUGAAAUAUAUGCUGUUAAAGUAUUAAAAAAAGAUGUUAUAAUACAAGAUGAUGAUGUUGAUUGUACCAUGACAGAAAAAAGAAUUCUUGCACUUGCUGCAAGACAUCCAUUUUUAACAGCAUUACAUAGUUGUUUUCAAACAACUGAUCGUUUAUUUUUUGUUAUGGAAUAUGUUAAUGGUGGUGAUUUAAUGUUUCAAAUACAAAAAGCACGUAAAUUUGAUGAAACACGUGCACGUUUUUAUGCUGCUGAAGUAACACUUGCAUUACAAUUUUUACAUCAACAUGGUGUUAUUUAUCGUGAUUUAAAAUUAGAUAAUAUAUUAUUAGAUCGUGAAGGACAUUGUAAACUUGCUGAUUUUGGUAUGUGUAAAGAGGGUAUUAUUGAGGGACAAACAACAUCAACAUUUUGUGGUACACCAGAUUAUAUUGCACCAGAAAUAUUACAAGAAUUAGAGUAUGGUGCAAGUGUUGAUUGGUGGGCACUUGGUGUACUUAUGUAUGAAAUGAUGGCUGGACAACCACCAUUUGAAGCUGAUAAUGAAGAUGAUUUAUUUGAAUCAAUAUUACAUGAUGAUGUAUUAUAUCCAGUAUGGUUAAGUAGAGAAGCUGUAUCAAUACUCAAAGGUUUUAUGACUAAAAAUCCAGCAAGACGUUUAGGUUGUGUUGUUGCUAAUGGAGCUGAAAAUGCUAUAAAAGCACAUCCAUUUUUUCAACAAAUUGAUUGGAGGGCACUUGAAGCAAGACGCGUUAAACCACCAUUUAGACCAAAAAUUACUAAUGAAAAAGACGCUAUGAAUUUUGAUGCUGAAUUUACAAAAGAAGAGCCUAUUUUAACUCCAGUACAACACUCAAUGUUACAAUCAGUUAAUCAAGAAGAAUUCAAGGGUUUUUCAUUUGUCAACAAAGACUUUAAUCCAAACAGAUUGGCAACACCCUAAUGAGUAUAAUAAUAUACAAAUCAUCAACAAUCACGUAAACAAAAUAAAACAAAAUAUUAAUUUAAUUAAAAAGCCAUUUACAAUAUACCAAAUACCAAAAGAAAAAAUCUACAAAUCAACAUAAAAACAAAUGGUAAAAUCAACGUUGUCAAGUGUCAUCAAUACUUCAUCAUGAUAAUUAUUUUAUGAAACACUACAACGUCAUAUAAACUGUUGACUAUUCGGCAAUGACCGAUAUUUUUUAUUUCCAAUAUUUUUUAUUUAUUUUUUUUUAUAUAGUUUUUUUUUUUUAAACAUAUAUAUUAUUUAAAUAGGAUAGUUCAUUGAAGCGGCAGAUCAACAAUCUGUCUUUGUUCUUUUUAAAUAUAUAUUUUUUUUUUUUUUUUUAUAUUUAUAUAUAUAUUUUUCAUGACAAGUCACAAGGGCAUACUGUAUUAAUUUUUACUUUUAUCACAAAGUUACGUACAAAGUUUAGAAAUUUUUAUUUAUUUUUUUAUAAAAAAAACAAAAAAAAAUAAACAGUCAAUUUUUUUUUUUUUUUCUGUAGAUUAAUAUAUUAAAAUAAUUAAAGUCCCAAUAGCACAAUACAAUACAAUUUUAAUAUUCCAAUUCGAAUUUAUAAUUUAAAAAAGAAAAAAAAGAAAUAAUAUUUGUAAUUUGAUUGAUAGCCAAUUGUCCCCCUUUUUCUUGGUAAUUAAAUUGCAUAAUUAAAAUUGAUAAUGCAUUUUAUAAAUGAUAUUAUUUAAAAUUAAAAAAAAAUAAUAAUAAAUAGUUAUGCGGGUAAUAAAACAAAGAGUGCUUUGAGUCAGUAGCGCAGGGACGCAACUAGCACACAUAAUUAAAAAGAAAAAUAAAUAAUCUAGUAAUAACUAGGACCGCUGGUGGUCUGUAAAAGAGUUAAUAAAUAUAUUAUAUCUGAUAAAUUUAGAAUACGCCUAAUUAUAGUCAAAAUAAUAAUAACAACAAAAAAUAUAUAUAUUUAAAUGGCAUCUAUCAAUUUUAGUAAAACGCACUAAAAUCAAUUUAAUAUAGAACAAUUUGCCAAUGGGGUUGUUUUUUUUUUUUCUUCUUCCUCUGGCGAAAAGGGGAGGAUUAGUAUAUUUUGAAAAGAAAAAUAAAUAGUAUAAGUAAAUGAACAAAUAAAAUAAUAAAAAUUUAAAUCGCACUAAAAAUUAUAAAAAAAAUAUUUAAAAAUGAAAAAAAAAAAAAAAUCUUACGUGUUGUCUCUAGUUAGGUAUCAGCGAAUUAUCAAUAUUAUGAAUUUCGAUUUUCGAUAAUCAUGAUAAUCGUUCUGAUAAAUAAUACCAAAUGUUAAAACGUCAUUUAGAAUAAUAUAAAUAAAUAAAUAAAAGUGAGAAUAAUUAUUUAUAUUUAAGACGAAAAUUUAAAUUAUUCGUUCUUAAAUUAAAAUAAGAAGAGAUGAUUAUUAAUUUAUUUAUUUUGUCGUGUUGUCACGAGUGAUGCGUGUACUUAAUUGUUUGUAAAAAAAAAAAAAAUUAAUAAUAAUUAAUGAAUGUUUAUUUUAGCUUUUUUUUUUUUUUGAUUAUUUAAAAUCGUGUGAAUUUAUUUAUUAUUUAAAAAAUUAAAAAACAGAAAAAAAUACGUCGCGAUGUUACCUGGACUUUUAUUAUCAACACUGACAAUGUUGAUAAUAUUAUUGUUAAAUAUUAAUAAUUGUCAUUAAUGUUUAACAAAAAUAAAUAUAGUAAAAUGGAAAAAAUAAUUUUAAGAAAAAAAUUUUUUUUUUUCAAUUAUAUUUCUGGUUACGAGUUUUUUGUUUAAACAAACCAGAAUAUUUAUGUGAAAUUAUUGACCAGUUAUUGUUGUUGUAAUAUCACUGUCGUAUAUUUAUUAUUAAUUUUAUUUGUUAUUUAUUUUUUAUUAUUUAAGGUGUUACAAAAAUAUAUCAAAAAUUGUUUUUUAAUUUUUUUUUUUCCUUGUGUGUCUGUGCAGGUCACACUAUAAAAACAAUUUGUAAAUUUAUUAUAGAUUGUUCUUUCAAUAGCUAAAUCUCUUUCUUAAUUUUUUUUUAAUUAUCACUAUUUAUUUAUCAUCUUUUUAUCUCGAAAAUUGUCUUAAUAAUUAAAAAUUUCUUCAAACAAUUGUACUCGAAAUUAAACUAAACAAUGGAGUCAUUUGACAACACAAAAAAUAAAUAAUUUAAAUACUAAACAAUGAACAAAAUUAAUAAUAAAAAUUGUCAUCAGUAAAUUAAAUUUAAAAAAAAAAAUAACAAACGGUUAGUCCGGCCUACGUUUAGAAAAUUAAAUACGUUAUUUCAAAAGGAUAAAUUAAAAAAAUCAUAAUGAUAAAUUAAGAUAAAUAAUAAAUUGAUUUGCAUAAGAUUUGAUCUUAGGUAGAUGAAAAUAAUCUCAAUUAGGCAAACCAAUUAAUUAAUUUGGAAAUGAGAUAAUAUAAAAUAUAUAAAGAAAAAAAAUUUUAAUUAUUCGUCGAGCGAAAAUUAAUAAUCAAUAUUAUUAUUUCAUUCAAGUGUUCAUCUCUGCAAUUGAUUAAUUUAAAUAAAAAUAAUUGUCUUUUGCCAUUCUCAAGCCAUUUAAAUAUUGACUUAUUGCCGUCCUGCACACAUCGAUUGAAAAAUCACACUAAUUAACCAAAGACAUUGCCGUAAUUAUUAUUAUUUAUAAUUAUUUAAAAUUAUCCACUGCAGAGAUGAACAGCCAACUUGAAAAUAUCAAAGAAAUUAAUGCCGCAUUGUCAAAGUACAAUUUUUUAAAAAAUAAUUUCCAUUCUUUUAAUUUUGUUUUUUUUUUUAAAUGAAAAAAAUUAAAUUACAAAUGAUAUAUAAAUGUUUAUUUAUGUUAAAUAUAAACUCUUGUAAUUUUGUUUUUUUUUUUCAAUGUAACAGGGCAAAGUUUAUAUAAAGAAAAAAAAUUAAAUAAAUAUAUUAAAAUGUGUGUCAAAAGCAGAGCUUUUGAAAAUAUAAAAAUUUUUUUGUGCUGGAAAAUUUAUGAUAUAUACACAAAAAAAUAAAAAAUUAUAAAAAAAAAGAAUUAUAUAUAUAAAUUAUGAUAAUUAGUAAGUCCCUAAUUUGAAAUUACGCUGUCCUUUUCGAUGUGAUUUUUUAUCGCUAAUUUAUAGUCAAACUUAAAUUAGCGUGAUAAUUAAAUUCAGAUAAAUAAAAUAUGUUGAAUGUUAAAGAAAAUAUUUAAAAAUAUAAUAAUAUCAUAAAAUAUAUUAUGUAAAAGUCAAUCGUGCUUGUGUUUAGUUAAUAGAAAAUUUAAAAAAAAAAAACCAAACGCGUAACAAAAAAAAAAGUCUACAAAUAUAUUUAAAAAAAUAAAAGAAACUAUAAUUGUUGAACGCACCAAAAUAAUGUCAAGUAGUGUGUAAUAAUAAAAAAAAAAAAAGUCCACUAAAUGCAAAAAUUAACAAACAAACAAAUAAUAAUAACGACAAAAAAAACCAAAAAAAAUUAAUUGAUGUUUUAAAAUGAUAAGUAAUGCGUUAUUCUCGUACCUUAAAAAAUAAAAAAAUAAAAAAUGUGCACAUCCUCUUGGCAAAAAUAAGCCGCCCACAUUUUUUUUUUUUUCGAAAUUUUUAAUUAAAAUUUUGUUUGAUGCUAUUAAGUGCAUAUUUACAUAUAAAGUUGAUAUAAAUUUAGAGUAUUUAAUAAUUGUGGUUUAAAAUAAUUAGCUUCAAAAUUAAUUAUCAUAUUUGAAAUUUUUUUUUUGUGUCAAACACGUGCCAUAUUUAUUUACGCUUCCUGUUUUCUUAUUUAAAUUUAUACAUAAUUUAAUUAUAAAUUAAUUAGUCUAUGUAAAAAAUCAUAUAUUAUAUGUUAUAUAUUUUUUGCGCAUGAAUAACGCAGAAAUUUAAAAAGAAAAUAAUAAUAAACAAAAAAAAAAUUAUAAUAUAAAAAAAUAGGAGCGCAUGCAUCGUAGGAUAUAAUCAAUGUUAACUAAUAGGUCGUAUGACGCUGCCGUUAAAUUACCUAUAUACAAGGUGAAAUUUCGAAGACUUUUAUAAUUUUAUUAUUAUUAUUUAUUUAUGGAUCGCUGUGCGGUAUCAUUAAAUUUGAUACUUGCUUUUUUUCAUUUUUUUCAUUUUAUUUAUUUUAUUUAUUAUGAUUUAUUAUUCUAUUUAUUUAUUUAUUAUUUUUUUUUUUUAUUUAUUCAACUCAAGGAUCUUGUUCAAUGUAUGCACAUUGUAAAAUUUUAAUUAACUUGAUUUAUACUUUUAUUUAUUGUUGAACUGAAGAAUUUAAAAAAAAAAAUUAAAUUUCUUUUAAUAUUUUGUCAAUGCCAAGUAUUGUAUUUUUUUUUUUUUUAUUUUAUUUGGUAAUUGUUGGCAGAAGAUUUAACAAUCCAGCAUAAUAGGAAUUGAUUAAAAAAAUAUUUAAAAAAAAAUUAAAGUAUAAUUGCAAUUGAUUUUUAAUAAAUGAG